This is a messenger RNA of Scomber japonicus (chub mackerel), 2875 nucleotides long. RefSeq names its product formin-like. The transcript is spliced from 17 exons. The record is from RefSeq and is a predicted model, not a curated record. The coding region runs from base 47 to 2854 and encodes 935 amino acids. NCBI's taxonomy places the organism in Eukaryota, Metazoa, Chordata, Actinopteri, Scombriformes, Scombridae. Gene Ontology annotation, cellular component: endoplasmic reticulum membrane; actin filament; nucleus. Gene Ontology annotation, molecular function: microtubule binding. Gene Ontology annotation, biological process: actin nucleation.
AGAAGCAAAUACAGCAUCUCCAGCACCAUCCAUUGCUACCCCCUCUAUGUCCUCCACCUCAUCCCCGUCCAGGGGCACGUUGCUUUCGUCAUCCCCUUCCUUCCAGAUGCCGGCUCUUUUCAGUGGUUUACGGGUGCUGAAGAAAGGAGCGGCAGGGGACGAGAGGGAGACACUCUCAGAGAUCAAGCAGAGUGAGAAGGAUGCUGACCUGGCCCUGCUCAGCCUGAAGAAGACGGUAAACAAGGCCAAGCUCUUCCCUGAGCAGAAGACAGCUUCUCCAGCCAAAAAACAUGCAGAGCCUAAACCCAUUGCUGACACCAAAAGCACCGUAAUGGGACAGCUCAGUCACCUUCUUAACCUAGACAGCCACAAGGAGACCAAAAAGCUGAAUGAUGGACAGGAGGCUAAUCCUGAACUCACCAAACAAAUUGAGUCUGAGAAUGGAGAAGAGGAUGCAGAGGAGAAAACUCCAGAUGCAAAGAGCACCACAUCCCCAUCUGAAAUAAGGAAAACUGCAGACUUGGCCUAUGAAACCUUUAGGAACAUCUUUGGCCCCAAAACUGCUAAAAAGGAAAAAGCAGAAAAUGUCGAUCUUGAUGCAGUGAAAAAGAAAAUCAAGAAUGACAAGGAAAAUCUGAGGUGUAUUUUUGAGAGAGCCUCCAAAUCUCCCAGCAAGGAACCAAAAAAUUCCACAGAGGCUAAUACAGAGCUCACGUCACCCACAGACAGCGAGGACCGGACUCCAGGGCGUCUGCAGGCUGUGUGGCCCCCACCCAAAGCAAAAGAUGAAGAAGAGAAGGUGGGGCUCAAGUACACCGAAGCAGAGCACCAGGCUGCCCUCUUGCAGCUCAAAAGAGAGUGCAAGGAAGACUUGGAAAGAAUGCAUUCAGAUUUUGAGCUCCAGACCUUCCAGCUUCGAGGUGAGCAUGCCGUCUCGAUAUCGCACCUGGAGGGAAUCAUUGCCAAGAUGCAGAGAGACAAGGCAUACAAUACAAGUCAUGAGCGAGGUGAGGUCCGCAAUGUUGCUGUGUCCACUGCAGACGAUCCAACACCCAAGACGUACCGCACUGUGGGUAUCCAGACUGACAGGGAAACCUUCAUCAAGAGCCCUGAGGUUGACAGCAGCGGGCUCAUUCAAAGCCCCACCCAGACCAUGCCGAAAAAACUUAACUUAGAUUCUAUCGGACUGAAUCUGGAGGUCAAAGCUGAAACAACCCCUGGGCCUCCUGGACCACCCCCACCUCCACCUCCACCACCUCCACCUCCCCCACCAGGCCUCUCGGGACCACCACCACCACCCCCUCCUCCUCCCCCUCUGCCAGGCAACAUGGGAGCACCGCCACCGCCCCCUCCACCACCUCCACUCCCUGGAGGUGGCCCACCACCCCCGCCACCUCCACCUCCCCCUCCUGGCCUACCUGGAGCUGGUCCACCUCCUCCUCCCCCUCCUCCAGGCUGUGGCGCACCACCUCCUCCUCCCAUGAGGGGAUUCAGUUUUGAUCAGAUGGUGGAGAAGGCUCCACGGAAGUCUGUCAUUGAGCCGGCCUGUCCCAUGAAGCCUCUGUACUGGACCAGGAUACAGAUACAGGACAACAACAACACACUGUGGGGCGCUCUGAAGGAACCAGACAUUGUCAACACCAAGGAGUUUGAAGAUCUUUUUUCCAAGGCCACGCUGCAGCCGAAGAAGAAGCCCCUGUCGGACACUUAUGAGAAGAAAGCCAAAACUAAGAAGAUCAUCAAGCUGCUGGAUGGGAAGCGUUCACAAGCAGUUGGCAUCCUCAUAUCGAGCCUGCACCUGGAGAUGAAGGAUAUUCAGCAAGCUGUUCUUACUGUGGACAACUCUGUGGUGGAUUUGGAGACCAUUGAAGCUUUGUACGAAAAUAGGGCCACUACUGAUGAGAUGGACAAGAUCAAGAGACAUUAUGAGAAAUCAGUAGAAGAUGAAGUCAAACUGCUGGACAAACCUGAACAGUUUCUCUAUGAGCUCUCCCAGAUUCCCGACUUUGAGGGCCGGGCUCACUGCAUCAUCUUCCAGUCAGUGUUCCUUGAUACCAUCUCCUCCAUCCAUUGUAAGGUGGACAUCAUCUCCAAUGUCUGCAAAUCGCUGCUAGAGUGCAACAGUUUGCAGGAUGUAAUGGGUCUUAUUCUGGCCUUUGGGAACUAUAUGAACGGAGGGAACAGGACUAGAGGUCAAGCUGAUGGCUUUGGACUAGAGAUCCUCCCCAAACUAAAGGAUGUCAAGAGCAGGGACAAUCGUAUCAAUUUGCUGGAUUAUGUGGCUUUAUACUACCUGCGUAAUUUUGACAAGCAUGCCGGUACAGAUAAGAGUGUGUUCCCUUUGCCGGAGCCUCAGGAUUUCUUCCAGGCUGCCCAGGUCAAGUUUGAUGACCUCGCUAAGGACAUCAGGAAGCUGAAGAGAGAUUUGACUGCUUGUGAGAGGGACGUACAGAAGGUGUGUACUAACUCAUCAGAGGAACACCUCCAGCCCUUUAAGGAGAAGAUGGAGGGAUUUGUCUCUGAUGCUCAAAAGGAGCAUUCUGCUGAAGAGGACCGGCUCAACACAGCACAGAAAAGUUUCCAGGACAUGGUGAGCUACUUUGGGCUUAAGCCAAAGGCCGGGGAAAAAGAUGUAGCCCCGAGUUACGUCUUUAUGUUCUGGUACGAGUUCUGCUGUGACUUCAAGAGCACCUGGAAGCGACAAAGCAAGAACAUCUCCAAGGAGAGGUUAAAAGAAGCUCAAGAAAAUAUCAAGAAGAUCACAGCAGAGAAGAGAGUCGAAACCAAGAAGAUCAACGCCAACAGUUUGAAAGAGAGGCUGCGGCAGAAGGAAGCCAGCGUGUCCUCCAGCUGAGAGCUGGAGAAGAUCACAGGC